This is a messenger RNA of Oncorhynchus keta (chum salmon), 943 nucleotides long. RefSeq lists its product as uncharacterized. Gene Ontology annotation, biological process: regulation of lipid catabolic process; inflammatory response. Gene Ontology annotation, molecular function: signaling receptor binding. The record is from RefSeq and is a predicted model, not a curated record. NCBI's taxonomy places the organism in Eukaryota, Metazoa, Chordata, Actinopteri, Salmoniformes, Salmonidae. The transcript is spliced from 4 exons. The coding region runs from base 40 to 528 and encodes 162 amino acids.
UGACCCCAGUCAGGCUGUUCCACACACACUGGUAGGAAGAUGUCUGCUCUGCUGCUGUUGUUGUUAAGUGCUGGAGUCCUGCUGUCUUCUAUUGAGGCUCAGGAGGCUUACAGUAAACUCCCUGACAAGUACAGGAAAGGAGUGGAUCUGGCUCUGCAACAGCUCAACUCUCAUUCUGGAGUCCAGCACCAUUAUCUCUUCUUCAAGAGUCUCCUGAAGUCCGACAUAGAGCCUGGAUUUGAUGUGAGCUAUAUUUAUCACAAUUUCUACCUGAAAGCCACCAAGUGUGGAAAGGGAACAGUUGACGCCACGCAAUGCAAGUUCAGGGAAGACCGACCAUUGAUAGACUGUGCAAUCUGCUACAAAACCUUUGCUGGAAAGAUUGAGACGGAGCCCAAGCCGUAUGUCCACUGUCUCCACAAACCAGCUCUUACAGAGGAUAUGAAGACAGCAAGAGUAGAUCACUGUAACACAAUGAGUUACCAAAGUGGAGACGCAACUAUCCUGGCUUCAAAGGGUUCCAAGUGAAAUUCUUGGCAAUGGGAGUAAUGUCGUUUUGUGGCCAUGCAUGAUAAAACGUUUGUAUUGCACGAUAGGCUUACAUCUGAAUGUCGUCUGUAGAGGCACCCUCAUUUCAUCUGUAUUCGUUAUUCUGUGUUCAACUUCCUCAAGUACAGUAUCUAACAACUUUAAACACACUAAGGCUUGUGGUUUUUAACGGUGCCUAUAUCGGUCUGCUAAUACAGGACUAGUGCACUACUUUUGUGAAAAAAUAUGGAACUCUCAAAUACAUUUAGUUAUCAGCAUUUGUAACUUGAGUCUGAUAAUAAUCUGUACAAAACAGUUAAUCUGAUAAUACUUGUCGAAUAUACAAAUAUUGCUUGAUAUUUGUUUUCCUGUUUCUUGAACUACUUUGCAAAUGCAACUUAUUUCUCUGUGGGGA